GAGAGCUUCGGAUUCUCAUCAAUGGCUGCUUCUUCCAAUUAUCGGAUCAUGAUCUUCAUCCUCGCCAUUGUAGCCAUUCUUGUCCCUUCAAGUUUGGCCACGGAAUUCGUCGUCGGGGAUGACAAGGGUUGGACCAUUAACUUUGAUUACCAAGCUUGGGCUCAGGGAAAGGAGUUCCAUGUCGGUGACAAACUUGUUUUCAAGUACACAGAGAACUCCCACAAUGUGCUUAAAGUUAAUGGCACCGGCUUCCAAGAUUGCGUUGCACCUGCUGGCACUGAAGCCUUGACAAGUGGAAACGACGUUAUAACUCUUGCAACCCCAGGAAGAAAAUGGUACAUCUGUGGUGUUUCCAAGCAUUGUGAGGUUGGAAACCAGAAGCUUUUCAUAACAGUGUUGCCUCAGACACUAUUAUCUCCGGCAUCUGCACCAUGCCCAAUUUGUUUGGCCACGGAAUUCGUCGUCGGGGAUGACAAGGGUUGGACCAUUAACUUUGAUUACCAAACUUGGGCUCAGGGAAAGGAGUUCCAUGUCGGUGACAAACUUGUUUUUAAGUACACAGAGAACUCCCACAAUGUGCUUAAAGUUAAUGGCACCGGCUUCCAAGAUUGCGUUGCACCUGCUGGCACUGAAGCCUUGACAAGUGGAAACGAUGUUAUAACUCUAGCAACCCCAGGAAGAAAAUGGUACAUCUGUGGUGUUUCCAAGCAUUGUGAGGUUGGAAACCAGAAGCUUUUCAUAACAGUGUUGCCUCAGACACUAUUAUCUCCGGCAUCUGCACCGUCUCCGACUUCAGCAGCUUGGGGAUGUUCUGCAACUGCAUAUCGUGGGUGGAUCGUUGCUAUUUUUGGCGUCUUAAUGAUGGUCAUGUUUUAAUUAAUUAAAUGUUGGAAAUAUUUCAGUCAAAUUCGUUUUUAAUUAUGGUUUUUGGAGUGUAUUCAAUUCAAAGUUUGCAUUCUUGUAUUAACCUUUCUGGCCGG
Messenger RNA from Juglans microcarpa x Juglans regia, 980 nucleotides. RefSeq names its product blue copper protein 1a-like. Bases 22 to 876 code for a protein of 284 amino acids. Gene Ontology annotation, molecular function: electron transfer activity. The record is from RefSeq and is a predicted model, not a curated record. The transcript has 5 exons. Gene Ontology annotation, cellular component: plasma membrane. Lineage: Eukaryota; Viridiplantae; Streptophyta; Magnoliopsida; Fagales; Juglandaceae.